Messenger RNA from Rana temporaria (common frog), 2590 nucleotides. Its product is annotated as SH2 domain-containing adapter protein D-like. The record is from RefSeq and is a predicted model, not a curated record. The coding region runs from base 312 to 1412 and encodes 366 amino acids. The transcript has 7 exons. NCBI's taxonomy places the organism in Eukaryota, Metazoa, Chordata, Amphibia, Anura, Ranidae. Gene Ontology annotation, molecular function: phosphotyrosine residue binding.
CUUUGUGUGAUGCCUACAAUGCUGGUCUACUCCUACUUCUCAUCUUACAACCUCUCCGCUCUGACCUGUAGCUCUCCAUCAGUUGAAGAACUACAACCCCCAGCCUGACCAGCCCGUCCCAUGCUGAGAAUCGCACUUCCAAAACUACUUUUUGUCGGAAUGAGGACCUGAUUAUAUUUCGCUCACCUUUAUUUGUUUGUUUAACAGACCGAUACUCUUCUUCAUGUCGUGCUGAGCGAGACGUGAAAAAAAAAAAAAAAAGGAGAUCGGAAGUACGAAUUAAGCGUCAGAGAUUGCACAACCAAGUCUCAAUGGCAAGGUGGCUGAAGGAUUACUUACAUUUUGGGAGCAAGAAGUCUCCACCACAGCCUCCAAAGCCCGACUACACAGAGAGUGAAAUACUUCGUGCCUACAGAGCUCAGAAGAGCCUGGAUUUUGAGGAUCCUUAUGAGGAGAAGAACAAUGACAAGGGACUGUUGGGUUCUCCCUCCAGGAUUGAUGAUUUGCAACUGAUUGUAUCCCCUAGACACCGUCUUAUCAAGGUGGAGCCAUCAGAAUACCAGAGGAGGCCUCAUCUAGGUUCAGAAGAAGAGCCUGGAGGAAAGGUCAGUGACGUCAGUGACUACUCAAACCCCUUUGAUAUGAAGAACAAAUGUAUUUUCAAUCAUGAAGAAAUGGAAGAUACAAGUUACAUGGAACCAUAUGACGAUCAGAGACCUCUGGGAGAUCAACAGGAUUGUAGGGAGAAAGUGACAGAAAAAGUCCUACAACUCUACGAUUCUCCUUACCAUGAGCGAUACAGGACUCUUCCGCAUGAAAGCUGCCAGCCAUCUGUGGAUGAAAGACCAGCGGAUGAAUAUGAUCAACCCUGGGAGUGGAAGAAGGAUGAUAUCAGCCGAGCAUUUGCAGUGCAGUUUGAGGGCUCUGGAUGGCAAUGCGGAUCUCCCCAUCUGAGGGCGCGUCUUCUACAGUCCACCCCGAGGAGCCCGGUGAAUCUGCGACCAUCUAGUCCUGACCUUACAGCAAACCAAAGGGAGCAUGGCUCACCGCCCAAGGAGCUUGACUGCUCAAGAGUGAGGAAGCCCAUUUGUGCCGAACUGCAAAGACAUGGGUGGUUCCACGGACCUCUGAGCUGCACCGAUGCAGAGAAACGAUUGCAUAAAAGUGACCCAGGAAGCUUCUUGCUGCGUACAGAGGCGGAAAGCAUGUUUUUCCUUUCUGUUAGAGGCCGCAGUAGCAUAUUGCACGUUAAAGUGAUCGUCAUGCCAGAUGGGCGUUUUAUGCUUGGAGAUAGUGGACCAACCUUCCCCUGUAUCCCUGACAUGGUGCAGCAUUACAUCCAGUCUCCGUUGCUCUUCCCGGGGGAGGGACAAGUGUGUCUGCAGCAUCCAGUGUCUUCAGUAUUACAGUGAUGUGUUUUAACCAAACAGUGACUCUGACAGUGGCAAAGUACAAGGCCUUAAAGUCUACAUCGAUAGAAGAAGCAUAAUGGAGAAAACUGGGAUCAUCUGUGGCAAACUUGGCAUUUUAGCGGACCUUUAAAAUGCUUUGCACCAAAGCAAUAACUUGUUCUUCAUCUUCAUGUGAAGUUUGGUAACAGUUGAGCCAUUUUUUUUUACAUUGGUGACUGUACCUCCAGCUUGGAAUGGCAAAUGGAAAGAUCUCAUUUAAGGCUAUUUAAAAGUAGCCUAAGGUUUGGCUGGAUCCUUUAGAACUUUUUGUGGCUUUCCUUCCAUUGGAUCUGCAGGUUACAUUCAUGGUAUCCAGUACCAGUCAUUAUGCAAAUAUUUUUAAAGCACUGGUCAAGGGUUUUUUCUCCUUUUUAAUGAACAUGGAACCUUGCCUGCUGCAGCUCCUAGCUUUGAUGAGCCCCCUUCUGGUGAAACCUGGUAAUGAGGCGUGACCUUAAAAUACCAUUAUUUGUUAUAAUAACCAUCCUGUUUUAAUGGACUGGUUUCUGUCUACCAAAUAUUAUAAACAAUAGUGGGAUAAGAGCUUCAUCCUUAAUAAAGAGCGGUGAAGAUUCUUUUGUGUUCCUGUGUGACAGGGUUCCAGUCACCUUAAUGGUUUACUAUUUUUCCUGGAUUUUUCUUCUUCUUUUUUUUUUUUAUAAUUUCACCAUGCACUGCACAAUUCUGAGACUUCUCCUAAGCUUUUAUAUCUGUCUGUACAAAAGUCUGGUAUUGUUCUAUGAUAGGCUUGGAAAAGCAAGGAGUGGCCAUCUUGCACCACCAAUAAUCUCUAAUUGCAAUGUUUAUAGGAAUAUAAAGGGAUUUUAUAUAGUUACAUAGCCAGUUAGGUUGAAAAAAGACACAAGUCCAACCUGUGUGUGUGUGUGUGUGCGCUUUUAUGUGAAUAAAAUGUUCUCAUCAAAUAUUUUACUGCUGUUGGCAGUCUUGAAUAAAACAACCACCUCUUCAAGAAUUAUUCAAAGCGCUGGCUCACGGAGUGGCUCACAGCAGGGGUCCGGUGCGCCCCCAUUCGCCAUUUCAGGUCUGAUCUCAGCCUGAAUUGUUGGCUGAAUGGACCAGAAGACACACAGGACUCCUGUGCAAUUCGAACCUACUCCUGAGAUGUGUGAACCGGCUCC